Arachis stenosperma is the source of this 1164-nucleotide messenger RNA. RefSeq names its product serine/threonine-protein phosphatase 7 long form homolog. Lineage: Eukaryota; Viridiplantae; Streptophyta; Magnoliopsida; Fabales; Fabaceae. The transcript is spliced from 4 exons. Gene Ontology annotation, biological process: meristem development; meristem maintenance. The coding region runs from base 1 to 1164 and encodes 387 amino acids. The record is from RefSeq and is a predicted model, not a curated record.
AUGAACUACCACCGACAGUUACUACCACCUGUGUUGCCCAUGGUUUCCACCGCCGAAUCUCAUAGCCUCCUCAUCCUUCGUUCGGGAUCUAGAAUGUUGCAAUGUGACCACUACAUGCCGCCGGAUCGGUACAAUUCAAUAGUGGAGGGGUUUUUACGGGACACCGGCUUUUAUUAUGUUUCACAGAUUGGAGUUGUCCAAUGUCAGACGGCAUUGGUUAAUGCUCUGAUUGAGAGAUGGCGCCCCGAGACUCACAGCUUCCAUUUUCCGGUUAGUGAGUGUGCUGUGACACUGGAGGAUGUGGCGUUAAUUUAUGGUCUUCCGACGAAUGGUUUGCCAGUUACGGGACCGACACUGAGUAGUUAUGAGGCGUUAGAGGCUGAAUGCUUGGAUCAGUUUGGUGUUGCACCUAGGCAGGCAGACUGUAGGGGAAGUUUCAUCAAGUUGACGUGGUUUCGAGCAUUGAAGGAUCGGUUAGUGUUGGUUGAUGAUAUCCAGAUUCAAAGGUACGUGAAGUGCCACAUAAUGUUAUUGUUUGGAACCGUUAUGUUUGGAGAUAAGUUUGGAGCAGGGGUGCACUGGAAGUUUCUCGCAUUACUCCGUAACUUUGCCGAGAUAAUACAGUUCAGUUGGGGUUCGGCAUGCCUGGCACACCUGUACAGAGCUUUGUGUAGGGCAACUCGUGUUGACUGUAAGGAGAUUGAUGGUCCGUUGACACUCUUGCUUGCCUGGGCUUGGAUCCGCCUACCGUUCCUUGCGCCGAUUCCUAGCAAUCCUCGAAUCUUUCCGAUUGCAAAUAGGUGGCAUAACUGGGAACGUGAGAAUUGGCCUUACAGAUUGAGGAAACUUGAGCACCUUAGGGGAAACAUGGAUGCUCUGCAAGAAGGACAGUUUAUUUGGAAGCCUUAUGCAAUAGGUCGGACCGAUCCAGACGUGAUUCCUGCUGACAUCCGUCAGCAUUCGGCUAUUUGGAGUGCCACAGUUCCGCUUAUAUCUUUUGAAUGUAUUGAGUGGCAUGCAUCUGAUAGGCUGAGGAGGCAAUUUGGCUUGACUCAAGGCGUUCCUCAACAAGAGCGUGACCUAGGUGAAGCACACGGCCAAGUUCUAACAGGUCCGAAGAAUCAAGAUUGGUCUGGAACCCACUCAGUCUGGGUUAUGCAUUAG